AUGUCAGGGCCAUCAAAUGCUCCUAAACAAAAAAUAGAAAAUAUACCAGGCCCAUUUAAAGUGGCUUACCAAAAAAGAAAAUAUUCUGCUAAAAGGAACAACAGUGAAGCAUCGUCAGCAUGGAGAGAGAUAUGUUCUCUGUUAAAGGAGAAUUUCGAAGAUAUGGAACAAAAGGAGAGGCAGGCUUUUGGUAAGCUGAUUUUAAAAAAGUGGACAUACAUUCGAGACUCGUGGAUGAAAGCAUUGAAAAAACAUAAAGACCAAAAAACAAGUGGCACAUCGACCAAACCUUCAAGACUUUAUAUAUAUAAUGAGCAGAUUUGUAAGGUCUCGGGAUAUGUCCGGUUGUAG
Molecule: messenger RNA, 351 nt
Organism: Acanthoscelides obtectus
Lineage: Eukaryota; Metazoa; Arthropoda; Insecta; Coleoptera; Chrysomelidae
Source: the annotation of a GenBank genome assembly